Molecule: messenger RNA, 969 nt
Organism: Pocillopora meandrina
Lineage: Eukaryota; Metazoa; Cnidaria; Anthozoa; Scleractinia; Pocilloporidae
Source: the annotation of a GenBank genome assembly
AUGGCAGGUAUUCAUCUGCCCGAUAUAGGAAAACUGGGAAUUCGUAUCGCAACAGGAAUUCGUGACAAGAAGAAAGUUGCCCCGAGUAACAUGGCUGAAAACGCUAGAUACCAGGCGCUGUCAACGAGACUUGAGUCCGAAAAACACGAGCGAAGUAGGGUGUUGAAUAAGGAAGAAAGACGGAUGAAAAGGAAAAAGCAUCGAAUUGACAAACGCCGUCAGGAUAUCGAAAAAAGUAGAAGGCAAGAAUUUAACAGCAAUGUUGACAUUAGUGACGGGAAAUUAUUUCUUCCUUCAAUCUCUCUUCCUAAAACGGCUAUUUCACAUGAUUACGGAGACGAGUUGUUCAACGAAGAUCAGAAAGACUUCGAUCAAUAUCCCGGUAAAUCUUCAGCUAUAUUCCCAAUUCAAGACGAGUUUAGUCGGCUGUUAGACAGUUCUAGAGGUGAUAGAAGAUUAAGAGAAAAGAGGAAGAUUGUCCAGCUACCUUCAAUUGAAACAAGCUCGGGAGACAGUAAAAUCAAACACAGAAAAACGGCUACUUUGAGGAAAAACUUGAAAGCGAAUAAUAAUCUAGUGAACAAGGAUAAAAACGCGUUAGAAAUUAAAGAUAUGAAUUCAGAAAUUGAAAAGGAAUUAGAAGUUCGACCAAAUCCUCAAAUAGAAACGUUUAAUGUGUCAAAUAAACAAGACCAGCGAGGGGACAAGGAUAUUUUCUCACCGACAGGGAAAGAGGGAGUUGAAGAUGAAGAUCACAGACACGCUGAAAUAACAGUCAGUACAGAUUUCAUUAUUGACGAAUCAAUCUCCUCCGAAAACCCAUUUAACUAUUUGUUACUGGAAGAGCAGAGGAGGAAGGCGUUCCAUCAGAAUCUAGAGGACGCAUUUAGAGCGAUCAAAACUUGUCGCUACAUCAGAACCCCUAGUCGUAGAGAAAAAGAAACUGACUUUGAUGAAGAAAUCUUAUGA